UGGUUCAGUCACUCGAUAGUUGUGCAGCCGCGUCGACGACCACACGUAGAGCCCUUCCCGUUGUCCAAUCUGAAAAAAAAAUUAAUUAAAAUAAGUAAAGUUUUUGAAAAAGAUUUUAAAGUGUUUUUUUGUUUAAGAAUUUAUAUGAAAAUAAUCUACAUAAACGUACGAUAAGAGAUUUGUAUCUAACAACGAUUCUUGCGGCUGGUUCGAAAGUGAUCGAAUUGCAAUUUGCAGAAUAAGAAGGAAAAAAUCCUAAAAGAAAGAAAAGAGAACAAAAAGAAAUAGAGGGAACGAAAGACCGCAGUAGCAGCAGCAGCAGAAGCAUCUUGGCAAUGGCACAGGCAACGGGAACGUUUGGAGCUAAAGAUCACCAGCAGCAACAUGAACAUAAUAUCGGAGACGAUGAAGUCAGCGAACUGCACAAGUCACGUAAUUUCUAUGACAAAGUGCGAGAGCAGGCAGAACGCUUUGCCAGCACACGCCUGGGACAGUUUGUGAUAGCACGUGGUGAUAGGGCUCUAAGGAUGAUCGAGAUAACUGCCAAGUGGAGUCUGCCUCAGGAGAAAAAUGCUGCUCCUUUGGAGCGUCCUUUACCAUGGAUGGCAUUCUUGAUGCUGAUUAUUCUGCUACGUGUGACACGCAUGUGGCUAUCGAUGGGUGCCCUGAUGAUUGGCAAUGGUCCUGUGUCGCCCACAGAUAUGAUUUAUUUCAUUCAAACACGUCGUCGCAAACUAAGGGCCAUACGUCUGCAUGGCCUGAAGGUGAUGAGGCAACGCGAACAGGAGCUACAAUAUGGUGCCGGUAAAGGACUAACCUACAAGAUCAGUCAAUGGCUAUCGCGAGCCAUUUGUCGUCCUGGUGUACAGAGAGCCAAUAGUGGACGUCUCUUUACAGUGAACAGCAACAGCCUGGAACAGACUUAUCCAUUAAAGAAUGUUAGCAAACGUCCGCGUGAAGAAGAGUCACAGACUGAAGCCGAUCACAAUUUGACCAUCGAUGAAAUGUUGGCCAAAUAUGCCAAUGUGAAUUCGGAAGAUGACUCUGAUUUUGUGCCUAAUGCAGCUGGUGAAAGUAGUGAUGAUAGCAGUGAGGAAAGCAGUGAUAAUUCCAAAUCGAAUCCAAGCAGCAGCAGCAGCGAAGAGGAAACCGAUGUGGUUGAUGACAUGAAGGCCAAGCCUCUGGCAAUGAAUGGAGUUCAUGGCGAUAAGGAGAAACAUGCAAAUGCAACAAAACCCACGACCACAAUUAUCACCAGCAAUGGCGACAAGGAGCAUCAGCAGACGACGACGGAAGUUGUGCAACAAGAAGAGCAAAAACCCUUGGCAGCCCCAAAGGAGGAGAAGGAGAAUCAUAAGGAGUUAAAGGAUCAGCCGUUAAAAACCACUCGUCUAUACAACAAUACGGCAGCUGCAGCCAACGUUGAUCCCGAUCCCGAUAUCCAACCCCAAAACCCAAACGAUCCUGUUACCGAAUCCCAAGCCCCAUUUGAAGACACCGUCAACUGCAGUAGCAGUUGCGUUUCCAUUGUUAACCAAGAUAACCAGCAAGAUACCCAAACUGAAGAGCUAAAAACCCAGACAUCCAAUCCAAACCAUCCCAUUGUCGAUACCCUUACACCAGCUACCUCCUCUGAAGAUAUUUUUUAUAGUCCCAUUGGAUCGCCAACUACUUUUAAUACCACCCUGGGACCUCAAAUAAAGUCUGCCAUUAUUCAAUUUGGCUUGGCUCAUUCUACACCCACUAUAGAUAUGGAAGACUAUCACUGCGAGGCCUCGGAGUUGGAGUCAGCAGUCUUGGCCAACAUUUCUCAAGCCCAUGAGAUUGAGUCGCAACGUCAAGAUGCCCAGAGCAUUAAGGAACCACAAAAACAGCCACAGAUACAGCAGCAACAACAGCAGCAACAUCCUCGCCAGCAUAAUCAUCCUCAUCAGCGUUACCGUGGUCGCAAUCGGCGCUAAUCUUAAUCCUCUCCUCUUCCUACUUCUACUUUUAUGCCUAUAUCCAAAUCUAAAUCUAUAUCUUUGCCUAUUUCUUAUAUUGUUAGCUAAUAGUACGAAUAAAUACUCUGAACACAUUUCUAUAUAUAAA
Drosophila willistoni is the source of this 2091-nucleotide messenger RNA. It is a transcript of the gene Jabba, whose product is annotated as RNA polymerase II degradation factor 1. Bases 336 to 1961 code for a protein of 541 amino acids. The record is from RefSeq and is a predicted model, not a curated record. NCBI's taxonomy places the organism in Eukaryota, Metazoa, Arthropoda, Insecta, Diptera, Drosophilidae. The transcript is spliced from 9 exons.